Enterobius vermicularis (human pinworm) is the source of this 339-nucleotide messenger RNA. The record is from the annotation of a GenBank genome assembly. NCBI's taxonomy places the organism in Eukaryota, Metazoa, Nematoda, Chromadorea, Rhabditida, Oxyuridae.
AUUGAAAUAGGGUUUGUUUCUAUUGCCAAAAAAGCAUUUGCUAUCCGAGUUCGUGCUCCCAAUGAGGAGGAAAGCGAAUACCUUGAAUUUCCUGAAUAUGGCCGUCAGUGUUAUUUCCUUCCAAAACAGCCAGGUUGUGGACACGGAUGUUGGUUCUUCGACAUGUAUUUACAGGAAGGAGAUGGAUUUCGCUUAGCGUAUACUCAAAACAUAUACUUGGAUGGCGUAGGAUCACUAGUCUUUACUGUGGGUGAUGAUCUCGAAGCACGUCUUUCAUCACAAGAGUUCCUUCAUUUGCCGUCAGCCUGUCGGUGUUUCCGACGUAAACCGGUGGACUGA